UCCGCCCACUUGCUUGGUUUCUGGAUGCCGCAGGAGGAAACUAAGCAUUUAUUAAAUGAAUAAAAUUUAUUUAUGGAUUAUAAGAACUACUUCAACAAGCUGCGUGUGUCUAAUUUCCUCCACUACACCUCUCUAGUUAGGGAUCGAAUUAUUGAUUAGUCUGCUUUUGUCUCUUUGGAACUAACAAGCAACCGGAUCUACAAGUUCAGCAAGUGAUAACUACAUUCAUUGGUCACUGCACAGCUAGAAAUAGAGGAGAGAAAACAGAUAGCUAUUCCGAAGGUGCAGUCAUAAAGCAGUCAGACCUGAUGCUCUUGUCCAUCUGGUCCAAGUCCCAGGAUUGCUACUGACUGCUCUUUUGUGCUUGCCCAUAAUGAAAGCACUGAUUCUUGUCGGAGGCUAUGGCACUAGACUGCGGCCCCUCACUCUUAGCGUGCCCAAGCCUUUGGUGGAGUUUUGCAACAAGCCCAUACUCCUGCAUCAGGUGGAGGCUCUAGUGAAGGCUGGAGUCCGCCAUGUCAUCCUGGCAGUGAGCUACAUGUCUGAGCUCCUGGAGAGAGAGAUGAGGGCACAGGAGCAGAGGCUCGGAAUUAAAAUCUCUCUUUCACAUGAGAAGGAGCCUCUGGGCACAGCUGGUCCACUUGCUCUAGCACGUGAACUGCUGACUGACAGCGAGGAGCCUUUUUUUGUCCUCAACAGUGACGUAAUCUGUGACUUCCCCUUUGAGGACAUGCUUAAGUUUCACAAGAACCAUGGCAAAGAGGGAACCAUUGUUGUGACUAAAGUGGAAGAGCCCUCCAAGUAUGGCGUGGUUGUGUACGAGGCCGAAACUGGCCGCAUCCACCGCUUUGUGGAGAAGCCCCAGGUCUUUGUGUCCAACAAGAUCAACGCUGGAAUGUACAUCUUCUGUCCCUCCAUGCUACGUAGGAUCCAGCUGCGACCGACCUCCAUUGAGAAGGAGAUAUUCCCUGUCAUGGCAGAGGAGGGACACCUUUAUGCCAUGGAGCUUCAGGGGUUCUGGAUGGACAUUGGGCAGCCUAAAGACUUCCUGACGGGCAUGUGCAUGUAUCUGCAGUCACUCAGACAGCAUGCUCCUGAGAGACUCCGCACCGGACCUGGUUUCCUGGGCAACGUGCUGGUGGACCCAACGGCGGUGAUCGGAGAGAACUGCACGAUCGGGCCCAACGUGACCAUUGGCGCUGGCGUGGUGCUGGAGGACGGCGUGCGCAUCAAGCGAUGCACGGUGCUGCGUGGCGCUCACGUGCGCUCGCACGCCUGGCUGGAGUCGAGCAUCGUGGGCUGGCGCUGCUCCGUGGGCCAGUGGGUGCGGAUGGAAAAUGUGACGGUGCUCGGGGAGGACGUGAUCGUCAAUGACGAGCUCUACAUCAACGGUGCCAAUGUCCUGCCCCACAAGUCCAUCUCAGACUCCGUGCCCGAACCACGCAUCAUUAUGUAGAGACACACACACACACACACACUUCUCACCAAGCGACAAAAGUGGGCAUGUCACUCGCAAUGCUGGUGUGGGGACAGUGGAUGGGGAAACUGACCAAUAGCAAAGUGGCCGUUUGAACCACACCUGGGUGGAAUAUAUGUCAUGAGUUUUAUACAGUUUAAGAGAUUCAGUUAUGAAAAAAAUGUAUGCAAAUCAAGAAACAUUUCUGUGUUUAAAAUGAUCUAGAUAAAAGUUGGUCUAGACUAGAUGUUCCUCAUGUUUGGUCCUGUGCAUUUGAUACAGGCCUUAUUUGCCUGAUUCAGUAUGCAUCAUAGGCAGCGGUUUCCACCACUGAGAUCAUUGUGGGCACAAGCUGAUAUCACAUUGCCUUAAAGCUGAACAAACGAGAGUUGAUGGGCGUUAUACAGCUGCUUCUGCGUUCUGUCCCGGUUUUUUUGUUUGUUUUUUCUUGUCUAUUCCGAAUUGAUGAUUUGUACUGGUAUUAGUCUAUCUCGGGCAAAAUGUGUAACUGGUAAUAUUCUUAAGACAGAUUCAACUUACCAUGGCCUGUUACCGCUUCAAUGAUGUAAGCCUGAAACUCUGAUAAUGGUGCCAUUGUGUCUUUUAAAUCCACUCUGACAUGUUAUUAUGGAUCUUUGAAUGCAGCAAGAGGACACCAUUUGAAUUAAGACCAUCAACAUUGUCUCAAACCUAUAGAUUAUUUACAUGUUAUGAAUGUGACGUUUCCUUGUCUGUAGCUGGGGAACACCAGUGGUGAUACUGUGCAACUGAACAAAACUGGGAAUGGACUGUAUUAACUUUGCAGUGAAAGGCUUAUGCAGUAUGUGAGUGGAACCAAUUAAAUGUCUCAGCUCUACAGUUUUAAUGACUUUUUUAAAAACCAGAAUUAAUAUAAAUUAUACAAGCAGUCA
This is a messenger RNA of Electrophorus electricus (electric eel), 2367 nucleotides long. It is a transcript of the gene gmppb, whose product is annotated as GDP-mannose pyrophosphorylase B. The record is from RefSeq and is a predicted model, not a curated record. Gene Ontology annotation, molecular function: mannose-1-phosphate guanylyltransferase (GTP) activity; GTP binding. Gene Ontology annotation, biological process: GDP-mannose biosynthetic process. NCBI's taxonomy places the organism in Eukaryota, Metazoa, Chordata, Actinopteri, Gymnotiformes, Gymnotidae.